Messenger RNA from Arxiozyma heterogenica, 1383 nucleotides. It is a transcript of the gene ERV46, whose product is annotated as retrograde cargo receptor ERV46. The record is from RefSeq and is a predicted model, not a curated record. Gene Ontology annotation, biological process: endoplasmic reticulum to Golgi vesicle-mediated transport; retrograde vesicle-mediated transport, Golgi to endoplasmic reticulum. Gene Ontology annotation, cellular component: Golgi membrane; endoplasmic reticulum membrane; COPII-coated ER to Golgi transport vesicle. Lineage: Eukaryota; Fungi; Ascomycota; Saccharomycetes; Saccharomycetales; Saccharomycetaceae. Bases 1 to 1383 code for a protein of 460 amino acids. The transcript has a single exon.
AUGUUGAAUAGGAGACCAAAAUCAAGACUUGUGUCAUUCGAUGCAUUUACCAAGACAGAAGAAGAUGUUCGUAUCCGUACAAAUACAGGUGGGUUGAUUACUAUCUUGUCCAUGAUUAUUGGAUUAAUGCUACUCUCGCGAGAAUGGUAUCAGUUCAAUGAAUUGAGUAUUGUCCCGCAGGUGGUCGUUGAUAGAGACCGUCACUUGAAGUUGGAUUUGAAUUUCGAUAUUACAUUCCCCUACAUAUCAUGUGAUAUUUUGACAAUGGAUAUAAUGGAUCAAGCUGGUGACCUUCAGUUAGAUUUACUUGAAUCUGGAUUUACAAAGACUCGUGUUGCUGUAGACGAACUAGGACGUAUCCAUGACAUUGAAUCCAGUGUGGAAGAAUUCCAACCUGGUGGGGUUAAAAAGGAACAAAAUGAGAAGAGACGUGACACCAGUGAAUAUUGUGGAUCAUGCUAUGGUGCAAUAGAUCAACAAAAUAAUAAUAAUAAUAAUAAUGAAAACUUAGAUAAUAAUAAUAAUAGAGAGCGUGUCUGCUGUCAAACAUGUGAUGAAGUCCAUGAAGCAUAUUUGAAAGCAGGCUGGGCAUUUUAUGAUGGUGCAGAGAUUGAACAAUGUGAAAGGGAAGGGUAUGUUUCAAAAAUUAGAAACCACAUUAAUGAAGGGUGUCGUGUAAAGGGGAAAGCUAAAUUAAAUAGAAUAGAUGGUGAGAUCCAUUUUGCACCAGGGAAAUCAUAUGAAAAUUACAAUCUAAACAGAAGAACUAUAAGUACCCAUGUCCACGAUACAUCAUUAUACUUCAAAUAUGGACAACUAAACUUCAAUCAUAUUAUUAAUCAUUUUAGUUUUGGUUCCAAAGUGGAAAAUAUAGAUAAGAUUAAAUUUCAUGGUGCAAAGCAAGGUAAUGGUAUUAACAACAAGGGUGACAAUUAUGAUAAUGACGGUGGUGCCAAUUUAUCCACAAUGGUUUUAAGUCCGAUGGAUGGUAGAGUUGUGAUGCCCAAGAAUAGAGAAUCUCAUUACAUGUUAUACAGUUAUUUUGCCAAAAUUGUGCCUACAAGAUAUGAGUAUUUCAAUAGUAGAAGAAAAAGCGUGGAGACUGCUCAAUUUAGUGUCACAUAUCAUGAUAGAUCUUUAAGAGGUGGCAGAGAUGAAGAUCAUCCAACAACAUUGCAUGCUAGAGGAGGAAUUCCAGGUGUUUACAUUAGAUAUGAGAUGUCACCAGUGAAGGUGAUUAACAGAGAAGCAUAUAUUAAGAGCUGGUCUAAUUUCUUACUUGGUUGUAUUACUACAAUUGGUAGUGUAUUGGCUGUGGCUACUGUGUCUGAUCGCGUCUUUUAUAAGGCCCAACAAAAAUUAUUGGGUAAAAAACGCAAGUAA